Nicotiana tabacum (common tobacco) is the source of this 919-nucleotide messenger RNA. The record is from RefSeq and is a predicted model, not a curated record. NCBI's taxonomy places the organism in Eukaryota, Viridiplantae, Streptophyta, Magnoliopsida, Solanales, Solanaceae.
GAAAUCAUUUAUAAACUCCGCUUUUUAAAAUGGCAAAAUUCUGCCUCUAUUCCUGAAAUCUUCCACCAGUACUAAACUAGUGUUGUAUUUUAAAACGACAAUAUAAAUGGGGGAAAAAAAACUCAAUCCAAAAAAUAUAUAAUAAAAUAUUUCUAAAAUCUUCAUCUGCAAUCAUACGUGUAACAUUUUCACUUGCCCUUCGAUAAUCACACAGUUUUUCCCCCGAAAACGCUUUCACCGCCGCUAUGCCGCCGUCCGGCACCGGAGCUGAAGCCGCUGCCGGCGGCCGCUGCACGUGCUCUUCCAUCGAAGAUGAAAACCAAAACCAAAAUCAAAGCUGCCAGCAUUGCCGGCGAUCGACUCUGCCUUCCUCUUCGUCAUCUUGCUCGUUGCUUAGCCUUGAAUCCUAUCCGGUUCAGGACUACGAUAAACUUUGGAGAAUCUAUAGUGCCUCUAUUAAAGGCUUUACCAUUGGCGCUGGCCUCAAAGGUGGCCUCGCUAUCUUCGCUGUUCUCUCUCGGCUACGACGUAGAAAAUCGUUGUCCUCUGCGAAGAAAGCGCAAAUGGUGUCGAGCAGUGACGAUAUAAUUUUGGCACUAAAGGAAACAUUAAGAUAUGGUCUAUUCCUUGGCACUUUCGCUGGUACUUUUGUAUCCGUUGAUGAAAUUGUAUCUGCUUGGGGCGGUCAUCGAAGGUCAGCUAAGUGGAGAGCAUUGCUAGCUGGUGCAAUCGCGGGGCCAUCAAUGCUUCUUACUGGUAACACACAGCAUACAAGCUUGGCAAUUUACAUUCUUAUGCGUGCAGCUGUGUUGGCAUCGCGUUGUGGAAUAAAAAGUAAGCGGUUUGGGCUCAUAUGCAAGCCUUUAACUUGGGCUCAUGGAGACAUUUUCCUCAUGUGUCUAUCCUCUUCACAGAUCCU